AGGGGCGGGGGAGGCGGCCCCGGGCCUGGGGAGGGGGAGGGGAGCGCCGCCGCGGAGGCUGCCCAGGCGGAGGGUCAGGGGGGCGGUGGCUGCGGAGCGCAGACCCCGGCGGGGCCAGGAGGGGUGGAGCGGGCGGGCUGUGGGCAGGGGCGGGACCGGGGGCGGAGCUGGGGAGCCAGCCAGCUCCGGUGGGGAGAGAGGGCGGAAGGCGGAGGGCGAGGGAGAGGGGAGCGGUGCAGGGACCGCUGCCAGGGAGGCUGUCGGGGCGGGGGGAGGAAUGGGAGGGGAGUCUGCUGGAGGAUGGGCAGGGGACCCGCAGGAGAGGGAGCCGCCGUGGGGGCUUGGAGGGCAGGGUGUCCGGCCCUCGGAAAGCCCCGCGGGGGAGGGGCGAUGGUCUUGAGGUCGGGUUCUGGGGUGAUGCUCUCAAGAGCUCUUUCCUGCCUCCGGGGAGGACCCUCCUCCGAGGGCCUCCCCAACCCGAGGCCCCAGAAGUGAUACCUCCGGCCCCCCCAACCCCACCCCAGGCUGGCUCCUGUUUCACCAGCUCCUGCGAUGACAACUGGAGUGCCGAAGAGACGAAGUUUCCCGCUCCCCAGCUCAGGUCUCCCACUCUCCACCCUCUCCCCAGAGAGUCGGUGGAUUUCUGACCCCCCAGGCAAGGGCCCUGGGGAGGAGGGGGUGGUGGUGGGGAGAGCUGAUGGGCUGGUGCUGGACCCCAGAAACCUGCAGGGUCCGUGGCCGGAUCCCCAGGAGGAGUCACCCUGGGUUGCCAUGAGAGAGAACUUGGAGGCCCUCAGCUCCCUGGGACUCUCUGUGGGACAGCCGGAGAUGACCCCCCAAAGUGAGCCUGGGGAAGGGUCCCAUGACGCCCAGGAGCGCAUGUCCCCUCCCCGAGAAGAGAGAGUGCCGGGUACAUGCUCAGGGCACGAGGCCCCCAGACCGGAGAAAGGUGCCCACAGGGAACAAGCUGAAGCUCCCUGCAGAGGAGGCCAGGUGUGUGCACCACGCAAACCCGAGCCCAUGGGCUCCUGCCCAGGGGAUGAGUGGAUGAUUCGGAAGGUGAAGGUAGAGAAGGAGGAGGAUCGGGAGGCCCACGAGGAGGCAGAAUGGCCCCAGCAUCUGGCAUUACGCCCCAGCCCCUUUCCCCCGCCGGACCUGGGGUCUCUGGCCGCCGCGUAUAAGCUGGAGCCGGGGGCCCCAGGGACACUGGGUGGGCUCGCCCUGGCCGGGUGGGUCCCGACCGCCUCGGAGAAGCCCUACGGCUGCGGGGAGUGCGAGCGCCGGUUCCGGGACCAGCUGACCCUGCGGCUACACCAGCGGCUGCACCGCGGCGAGGGCCCGUGCGCCUGCCCCGACUGCGGCCGCAGCUUCACGCAGCGCGCGCACCUGCUGCUGCACCAACGCAGCCACCGCGGCGAGCGGCCCUUCCCCUGCUCGGAGUGCGACAAGCGCUUCAGCAAGAAGGCGCACCUGACCCGCCACCUGCGCACGCACACCGGCGAGCGGCCCUACCCGUGUGCCGAGUGCGGCAAGCGCUUCAGCCAGAAGAUCCACCUGGGCUCGCACCAGAAGACGCACACGGGCGAGCGGCCCUUCCCCUGCCCCGAGUGCGAGAAGCGCUUCCGCAAAAAGACGCACCUGAUCCGCCACCAGCGCAUCCACACGGGCGAGAGGCCCUACCAGUGCGCGCAGUGCGCCCGCAGCUUCACGCACAAGCAGCACUUGGUGAGGCACCAGAGGGUGCACGCGGCGGCCGGCCGCACCCCGCCCUCUCCCGACGCGCCCGCCUCGCCCACGUCCCCUGCCCCGUCCCCCACCCCCUCCCCUGCCGGCCCCAAGCCUUUCGCCUGCUCCCACUGCGGCCUGAGCUUCGGCUGGAAGAAGAACCUCGCCACGCACCAGCGCCUGCACAGCGGCGAGGGGCGCCCUUUCGGGUGCGACGAGUGCGCUCUAGGCGCCCCUGUGGACCCCGCGGCCCCCGAGCCCUUGGCCUGCGCGCCCCGAGGCACACCGGCGCUCCCGGGCGCUCCGGCCGGCGAGCGGUCCUUCCUCUGCCCCGAGUGCGGGCGCAGCUUCGCCCACGGGCAGCACCUGGCGCGACAGCGGCGGGUCCACACGGGCGAGCGGCCCUUCGCCUGCGCGCAGUGCGGCCGCCGCUUCGGCUCGCGGCCCAACCUGGUGGCCCACUCUCGGGCGCACAGCGGCGCCAGGCCCUUCGCCUGCGCGCAGUGCGGCCGCCGCUUCAGCCGCAAGUCGCACCUGGGCCGCCACCAGGCGGUGCACACGGGCAGUCGGCCCCACGCCUGCGCCGUGUGCGCCCGCAGCUUCAGCUCCAAGACCAACCUGGUCCGCCACCAGGCGGUGCACACGGGCUCCCGCCCCUUCCCCUGCCCGCAGUGCGGCAAGAGCUUCAGCCGCAAGACCCACCUGGUGCGACACCAGCGCGUCCAUGGAGGAGCCGCCCACCCGGCCUCCGGAGCUGACCUCUCGAGCCCAGCCUGGCCUACGCCCACCGACGUGGCCGCACCCGCGCUCUUCUUCUGAGCUUCGUUCUAGCCCGGACCCGGGCUUUCCCUACGUUUGCUCCCUGGUUCCAGAGACCCAUGCCGGACAUCUCCUGGGCACCGUGGCCUGGAUUGCCCGUGGCCAUUUUCCUCUCUUCUCCAUCCUGCAGGGGGAAAGCCUGGAAAGGAUACCCGGCUUUGACCUUCUGUGUCAGAGACAGGGCUAAGAGUAAACCCUUGAUGGGAACAGUUUAGGCCUGAGUCCUUGGAAAUGUCCCACUAAGAGACCCCAUGGAAAGAUGAUGCUUCCUGGACCACUCCCAACGGAGGACUGAGUCAGGAACCAAUACAGGGGCAGGGAAAGAAUGGCGAUCUGUAUACUGAAAGUUUCAUUAAAAUUACAAUCCGAAGGUU
Messenger RNA from Cervus elaphus (red deer), 2918 nucleotides. RefSeq names its product zinc finger protein 467 (gene ZNF467). Gene Ontology annotation, cellular component: nucleus. The record is from RefSeq and is a predicted model, not a curated record. Lineage: Eukaryota; Metazoa; Chordata; Mammalia; Artiodactyla; Cervidae. The transcript is spliced from 5 exons. Gene Ontology annotation, biological process: regulation of transcription by RNA polymerase II. The coding region runs from base 553 to 2544 and encodes 663 amino acids. Gene Ontology annotation, molecular function: RNA polymerase II cis-regulatory region sequence-specific DNA binding; DNA-binding transcription activator activity, RNA polymerase II-specific.